AUGAGUUUCUUCAAGAAAUUACUCGGCAACAAUGAAGGCCAACAAAAGCAGGGCCAGAAAGCAUCUCAAUUAUCAGCAACAACGCCACCUGGAAUGCAAGCUAUGGGUGCUACGUUGCAACGAAAGUUUGCAAAAGGAGUUCAGUAUAACAUGAAGAUAAUUAUCAGAGGAGACCGUAAUGUUGGCAAAACAUGUCUGUUCCUGAGGCUCCAGGGACAGAAGUUCAAAGAGGAGUACAUCCCCAGUGAUGAAAUACAGGUGACCAGCAUACAGUGGAAUUACAAGGCAACAGAUGAUGUUGUUAAAGUGGAGGUUUGGGAUGUUGUUGAUAAAGGCAAAAAGAAGAAAAAAAUGGAUGGCUUGAAACUGGAUACCACUCCAGACGAGUAUGAAGACCCCUGCCUUGAUGCAGAAUGGGUAGAUGUGUACCAAGGCACACAUGGUGUAAUACUCAUGAUGGAUAUCACUAAAACAUGGACAUUUGAUUACAUUGAGCGGGAGUUUGCCAAGAUUCCCAAUCAGAUCCCAGUACUGUUGCUUGCCAACCACAGAGAUAUGGGCCACCAUAGGACAGUUUCAGAGGACAAAGUCAAGUACUUCAUUGAAGAGAUGCAGAAUCAGCGUCCGGAAGGUUCUGCAGAGAUUCGUUAUGCAGAGGCAUCAAUGAGGAAUGGAUUUGGACUAAAAUAUCUACACAAAUUUUUUAAUCUCCCCUUCCUACAGCUGCAGAGAGAAACCUUACUUAAACAACUAGAACUGAACACUAGAGACUUCACAUCAACCAUAGAGGAACUUAGCCUUCAAGAGGAAUCUGAAGAACAGAAUUAUGACAUAUUUAUUGAAUCAUUGAGUAAUAAGCGCAGAGAGCAGCAAGAGUCCAUGGGGCUUAAGGGUGUGUCAUUAGAUGAAGCUCGCAAGCGGGAACAGGAGCGGGAACAGGCAAGACUAGCCGAGCAACAAAAAAGCGGUAUUCUCCCUGGAGUGUUACCAACAUUUACUGCAAAGACCCCAGAGGCCAACACUCCUGUUACUCCACAUGCUACUAGUAUUGCAGAACCAAAUAAGUUGCCUAAUUCAUCAUCACUGCCAAACCUUGGUGCAACGCCUCCUACUGAGCCACCAAUCACAAAGGCUCAAACACCAUCUGUUGAGAAAGCGCCACCUAUUCCUGAACCUGAGCUGGAAAAACAAGAGAAAAAACAAGGAGGCUUUAUGUCACGAUUGUUCAACAAAAAGGAGAAAACUACAGAAAUCCAGUCGCCCCCAGAUUUGACAUUUUCACGACCAGAGGAUGUUAUAAAGAGUGUAGAUGAGUUUGUGAUUGAUGAGGGAUUGGACUCAAGCUUCCUAGAAGAUACCAAAGUGCCUGUUGAUACUCCUGCCACUCAAUCCAACCUACAUCUCGACUCUGACAGUGAUGACGAUGGUGGUAACCCAAUGGUGGCUGGUUUCCAAGAUGACCUUGACUCUGAUGAUGAAUUGAAUGCAGAAUCACAUGUACAUAUCGCCAGUAAUGAUGUGGAACUCUCCAGUGAUGAGGAAGAAAAUGUGCCAUCUAUUACUCAAGAUGCCGACACCAUUAGCUCUGAUGAGGAUAACCCAAUUACAAUAAAACAAAUUGAAACAAGUCCUGUGAUUACUUCUGACUCUGAUAAUGAAACCCCGGAGGUUAACAUCAAACCCAAAGAGGAUGCUCAAAUUACAGCCAUUGAUUGGUCAAAAGGUGCAAAUAAAACUCAAGACUCAACAUCGAAACAUAUGAACACAAUUGAAAUGUUAGAAAGUCAAGUUACAUCCACUCCAUCUAGUUCAAUAACCCCUGUAGCACAAGUGCUGACCUCUAGUGAUGAUGAGGAAAACAAUGUUGAAAGUUACACCAGUUCAGAGAAAACCGAAAGCUCAGUAAUAAACAGUGAAAAUAUAGACUCUAAACCUGCUGAAAGCAAGUGUGAUAUACCUGAUCAAAAAACAGAUAAAAAAGAAAUGUCCAAAUCUAAAAGUAAAGGUGGGAAAAGUGUGAAUGCAUCCAAAAAAGCGGGUAAAGCUACGAGUAACAGCUUGGAAAGCAGUGAGGAAGACUUUGAGGCAAAAUACCAUGUGGCAAUUAUUGGAGACCUAGAUUUGUCAGAUGACGAUGAAGAUCUCUACCCAGAUAAGAAUGCAGCCAGAAAGGAAGCAUUUGAAGCUAAAGAGAAAGAGGCUAAAGAGCGGCAGGAGGCAGAGGAGGAGGAGGAGGAAAAUGAGAAAGACGAUUCUUCAGAGCAUCCUCCAGUAAACACUCUUCAAUUUGAAGACUUCGACUUCCUAGAGAAGCAAGCAGGCUUAACAGGAGGACCAUCAUUAGUUCCUGCCAAGGUUGAUUCUGGUUCAGAUGACUCGGCCCCUACCAUCACCAUUGUAAAGAAAAAGAAAAAGCACAAAGAAAAAGACAGAGAGAGGGAUGAGGAAAAGACCCAUAAGAAAAAGAAGAAGCACAAAGAACGAGAUCAAGAAAAUGGAGAAGAAAAACCACGACGAAAAAAGGAGAAAGUAAAAGAUGGCGAUGGAGAUGGGAAAGAAAAGAAGAAAAAGAAGAAAAAAGCUAGUCAAGAAAAAGAAAUGGAUGAUUUUGAACAAUUUUUAGCUGGAACUGGUGCAUAUGAAGCUUUGUGA
Owenia fusiformis is the source of this 2652-nucleotide messenger RNA. Lineage: Eukaryota; Metazoa; Annelida; Polychaeta; Sabellida; Oweniidae. The record is from the annotation of a GenBank genome assembly.